GCAAACCUUUUCGUUGGCAACCUUAGCUGGAACGUCGACGAGGAGUGGUUGACUCGCGAGUUCGAGGAGUUCGGUGAGAUCAAGGGUGUACGCAUCAUCACCGACCGCGAGUCUGGCCGCAGCAAGGGGUUCGGAUACGUCGAGUACACCAGCGCUGCCGAUGCACAGAAGGCUCUCGCCGCUCGUCACGGCUACCUGCUUGACAACCGUGAGCUUCGUGUGGACACUGGCGAGUCCCGCCCUCAACAGACUCCUCAGCAGAAGGGCUUCGACCGUGCCAACAAGUACGGCGACACCCCCAAGCCCCCAUCCAAUACCAUCUUCGUCGGCAACGUUAGCUUCGAUGCCGAUGAGAAUGCCCUGUCCGAGGCCUUCGGCGAGUACGGUACCAUCAAGGCCGUCCGUCUCCCUACCGACCGUGACACUGGUGCCCUCAAGGGUUUCGGUUACGUCGAGAUGAGCUCCGUUGAGGAGGCUCAAGCCGCACAUGAGGCUCUGCAGGGUGCCGACAUUGCCGGCCGCAACAUCCGCCUCGACUUCGCUUCUGAGCGCAGCAACGAUGGCGGCGACCGCGGCGGACGUGGUGGUGGCGGUGGCCGUGGCUUCGGCGGUGGUCGCGGUGGCGGACGU
Molecule: messenger RNA, 630 nt
Organism: Dissoconium aciculare CBS 342.82
Lineage: Eukaryota; Fungi; Ascomycota; Dothideomycetes; Mycosphaerellales; Dissoconiaceae
Exons: 1
Molecular function (GO): RNA binding
Source: RefSeq, a predicted model, not a curated record